Messenger RNA from Esox lucius (northern pike), 502 nucleotides. It is a transcript of the gene ndufa7, whose product is annotated as NADH:ubiquinone oxidoreductase subunit A7. The record is from RefSeq and is a predicted model, not a curated record. Gene Ontology annotation, biological process: mitochondrial electron transport, NADH to ubiquinone; ATP synthesis coupled electron transport. The transcript has 4 exons. Lineage: Eukaryota; Metazoa; Chordata; Actinopteri; Esociformes; Esocidae. Bases 7 to 387 code for a protein of 126 amino acids. Gene Ontology annotation, cellular component: mitochondrial inner membrane.
UGGGACAUGAAUGCGUUAGUUCUCCUUAAACGUAGAAGAAGUUUUCUGCCCUUGACAACAAUGGCGACUGCAACAAAAAUUAUCCAGAGGCUCAGAAAUAUUUUAUCGGGGCAUAAUCUCCAAGCAAAGCUCCAAUUGCGUUACGGUGAGAUUUCUAAAAGGACCCAACCUCCCCCCAAACUUCCUGUUGGUCCCAGCCACAAGUUUGCCUUCAAUUACUAUAAUAGCAGAGAUGGUCGUAGAGAAUCUGCACCGCCCACAAUUGUGAUGUCCAGUCAGAAGGCCUUGACUGCUGGCCAAGCUGUGGAGGGCCAAGCAAAGCAUCCAGUAAGACCUGGAAAUGUUCCCAAGGACCUCAAACUGUCCACAGACCAGCCAUACCUCUGAACAACUACAAAUUAUAUAUCCUGACUUCAGACAGUAGAGCAUAAUGUUGUGAUCCCUGUUGUUCAAAUCCUGUAAAAUAUUGAAGAGUUAAUAAAUUAUGUAAUGUUUAAAAACC